Lates calcarifer (barramundi perch) is the source of this 1740-nucleotide messenger RNA. Its product is annotated as gastrula zinc finger protein XlCGF49.1. The record is from RefSeq and is a predicted model, not a curated record. The coding region runs from base 917 to 1564 and encodes 215 amino acids. Gene Ontology annotation, cellular component: nucleus. NCBI's taxonomy places the organism in Eukaryota, Metazoa, Chordata, Actinopteri, Centropomidae. Gene Ontology annotation, molecular function: DNA-binding transcription factor activity, RNA polymerase II-specific; RNA polymerase II cis-regulatory region sequence-specific DNA binding. Gene Ontology annotation, biological process: regulation of transcription by RNA polymerase II. The transcript has 4 exons.
GCGGAUUUGCGUCUCUGAGACUGGAGGUCUCCCGGAGUCAGAGGGAGAACCUGGCCCUGAGGAGCCGCCUGCGGCUGAUGGAGGUCCGGGCGGGGGAGCGGUCUGUCAGGAGAGCCCAGACCGUCACUGGUGGUCACCUGCACCGGGAGAGAUCAUCAGUUUGAAGAAGAUGGUCGUGCUGUUGUAAAAAGAAAAGUCAAGUCCACCACAGUGGAGGAUGUGGACUCUGAGCAGCCACAGCCGGUGGAUGUGGCGGAGGAGUCGAUGGAGCCAGAGGUGGCUGUGAUAAAGAAGGAAAGGCUGGAGCUGACAGGCUGCAGUGAGCCAGAGGACCAUCAGACAGCUGCUAACAGCAGCAUUGGACGUCCGUCUCUCUCUUCUGCUGCUCUGAGUGAAAUCCCCAGAGACAGUGUCUCAGGUCACUUUGAAAAACGGGACUCAGCCAGACUUGAAGCUCAGCAGCAGGAAGAGAAAGAGGGAGUGAGGGAGACCAGUAUUUUGUGUCAGGACUCUCCUCCAGCAGAGCAGAGGAUCAGAGCCACACCGAGACGUUCAAGCAGAGACUUGACCGAAGAAGAAGACAAACAUGUUGUGGAUCCUAGAGAUUCUGUGUCGGCUGAGUCUAGUAGAAGUACAGUUCCUGAUGUAGAGACUCUACUGGUUUCAGAGCUGCCAAUAACAAACCCUGGAGUAAAGGGUUUGUGUGGUGCUGCAGCAGACUGGAGGGGAGAGGCAGUGUCAAUACCUGUCAAACUGGAGGCUGAAGUUUCCUGGUCUGAAGGUUUGAGGACACAUAAUGCUUCAGUGUCUGUCACUAGAACUGAGUGUGUGAGCAGCAGCAGAUUGACAAACAGUCACCACACACAGAGCGAAGCAGCGGAGCUGGACACCAGCAGCUUGGACCUGUCCAUCUUCGAUGACCUGUUCUCGUCUCCAGAGGUGGCCCGGUCUCUGGCACUUCCUCAUAAACCUUCCACAGAUGGAGUCACAGGUGCAGAGGAGUCGCUCUCAGUCUCGUCUUUUCCUGUCCUGGGAUGGGAGCAGUUUCGGGAACUCUUCCGUGUCAGGCUGUCUGACCGACUCCUCCUUCAGCAACGCCUCCUCUGACUCCAGGAGCAGAAGCUUCCCCAGCACCACAGAGCGAGUAUCCAGCUGCCAGCUGUGUGGUCGCCUCUUCUCCACCUCCAGGGACUUGGUGGUGCACCAGCGCUCCCAUGCCGGGGAGAGGAUCUACUUCUGCAACAUCUGUAAGAAGCCGUUUGUCCACCCGCACCAGCUGAAAACCCACCAGCGGGUCCACACAGGGGAGAAACCGUUCAGCUGCGCUCAGUGCGGUAAACGCUUCUCUCAGUCCAGCCACAUCAAGAGACACAUGAGCGUCCACACGGGGGAGAAGCGUUACAGCUGCAGCUUGUGUGGGAAACGCUUCUCACAGGCCUGCAGCCUCAAGGUGCACCAGGCAGUCCACACCGGAGAGAGACCCUACAACUGCACCAAGUGUGGCAAGAGCUUCUCUGUGCUGGGAAACCUGGUCCGCCACCAGAGUGUCCACCUCGGCAAGUGAACACACACGCACACACACACACACACACAGCCAAAAGGGACUAAGGCUGCCAGUUACACACUGUGCUGUUUUUAAUAUUCAGAAAUGUGCAUAUGUAAUCAGUAGUUCAUGCUGUUCUUUGUCCUGUGCUGGUGUCAUUUAUACAUGUUUACAAUAAAACAUUUAAAAAAACUGCC